CCAAGAAGAACAAAAUUUCUCCUAUCACCGCCACCACCACCUUUAUUUCUCACCCCUCCCCCUUCCGUGCUUCCCCUCUCCUCUGCUUUGCUUUGCUUCUUCCUCAGGCCGCAGAGUUGGGAGGCCGGCCCUAGAGGAAGUCAAGUAUGUCAUAGCAGGGGAGGAGGGUCUACAGUACUGCUAGUUUUACAGAGGAAAACUCAAAUCAAGCGCCAAUGCACACAGCAAGAGAGGAAGAACCGAAAGGCAUUCCUCAGUAGAGCUGAGCUCUCAGAGCGGGGAAGCCUUGCUUGGCAGGACCUCAGUGGCUGGAGAUUUAAGUUCAGCUGUUAACUUCUUUGAUUUCUUGGAUCUGUGAAGUGGAGCAGCAGAAAAGGUCAACAUGGCCAUGCCAGAAAAGUCAAGUUGUGUCAAACCAUCUGAGGAAUGCAGCAAUUUUCCUGAGAUAAUUGAACUCAAUGUAGGUGGCCAGGUAUACAUAACUCGCUAUCCUACUCUCAUCAGUAUUCCUGGUUCCCGGCUCUGGGAAAUGUUCAGUGUAAAGAACCCUUGCUCACUGAUCCAGGACAACAAAGGGAGAUUCUUCAUAGAUCGAGAUGGGUUUCUCUUUCGUUAUGUCCUAGACUACAUGAGAGACCUGCAAGUAGUGCUUCCUGACCACUUUCCAGAGUGUGGCCGGCUCCAUAGAGAAGCAGAAUACUUUAAGUUGCCAGAACUGGCCAAGAUGUUGGCUGUUAAAAUGAACAAGCUCAACUCAGUUGGCAAUGAUUCAUGUCAAAUUGAUCUAGAAGAGCUUUCACCCGGCAUUGACACCACAUUUAAUUUCUCUUCAACUAAUACUAUCCAUAUUAGUGGCCCUGAUAAUUCCGUAGUUCUGACAGCUGCCACUGGUUCUGAGCUCAAGAAGGCUGGCUUCAUCACUAUUGGCUACCGAGGCUCCUAUACUCUGGGCAGGGAUAGUCAAACAGAUGCCAAAUUCCGCCGUGUGGCCAGAAUCAUGGUGUGUGGUAAGAUCUCAUUAGCCAAAGAAGUGUUUGGAGACACCCUGAAUGAGAGCAGAGACCCAGACCGCCCUCCUGAGCGAUAUACUUCUCGAUACUACCUCAAAUUCAAUUUUCUGGAACAAGCCUUCGACAAACUAGCUGAUGCUGGCUUUCACAUGGUAGCAUGCAACUCCACUGGCACCUGCACUGUCACACAUGACCAAACAGAUGACAGGAUCUGGACCUCUUACACUGAGUAUGUUUUCUAUCGUGAGUGAUACUUAAAUCAUCCAGGAAAUACAAACCCCUCAAACCGUCUCCUUCCUUUUUUUCCAUGCCAAUUGUAUCCCGUAGGAAUAGACACUCUAAUCACUCCAGGCUCUUGAGUGGUCUGUAUAAUCUUGGACAAUGCACUUCUCUCAUCAUAAACACUUGAACCUUCAUUGGUUUUCUUCUUACACACCACUCCAAUCUAUCUGUCUACCAGUCUUCUCUGGACUGUGGAGUGGAUGCCAUUUAAUGGAAGGUGUGCAUCAGUAUAGGCAGUAGAGGCAUAUUUCUGGAGUGAAUACAAUGAAAUAUAACCACUGUAUUAAAAGCGUUGAGAAAUACUAACCCAUGCCUUCCAAGCUGUUUCUUAGUAAUACACAUUGAACUUGACUAUGUACCUUGCUAUUUGUAUUCACCUAGAUAAACAAGCAACAGAUUAGAGUAGGAAGCAUGCAUGUGCUUUGCAGACAUUUUACCAUGCUGAGUGGGAGGACUUGACAACAGUCCCCUAGGAGGUUCAUAGAAAGGUCGACCAAUCCCAAAAGUACUAAGGACUUUUGACAGGAGCUAGGCAAACAAUUGUAUGACUAUUUCUAAGAAUUAAAGGCUUAGCAUUUAAUUUACUUGCACAUGAAGAAGAUAGUAAGGAGGUGUAUCAUAGCUCUUACUUCUGCCGUAAGCAGCGGUGCCAUUUUUUAAAAAAAACUGUCCUAAAGUAUCUUUCAUUAGAAUCAAAUGUAAGCAUAUACAAGGAAGAGAAUGAUGGGCAAAAAUUUACUUUGUGUAAGUAUAUGCAUGUAUUAAUUAGUUGACUUUUCACUAGUCAGAUAAUUGGCUGUACAUAGCAAUUGUUAACUUGCUUAUGUUUUGUCAGAG
Mesocricetus auratus (golden hamster) is the source of this 2129-nucleotide messenger RNA. RefSeq names its product BTB/POZ domain-containing protein KCTD12. The transcript is spliced from 3 exons. NCBI's taxonomy places the organism in Eukaryota, Metazoa, Chordata, Mammalia, Rodentia, Cricetidae. Gene Ontology annotation, biological process: protein homooligomerization; regulation of G protein-coupled receptor signaling pathway. Bases 383 to 1261 code for a protein of 292 amino acids. The record is from RefSeq and is a predicted model, not a curated record.